Molecule: messenger RNA, 396 nt
Organism: Apaloderma vittatum (bar-tailed trogon)
Lineage: Eukaryota; Metazoa; Chordata; Aves; Trogoniformes; Trogonidae
Gene: NHEJ1
Product: nonhomologous end-joining factor 1
Exons: 2
Biological process (GO): double-strand break repair via nonhomologous end joining
Cellular component (GO): nucleus; DNA ligase IV complex
Molecular function (GO): DNA end binding
Source: RefSeq, a predicted model, not a curated record
AUGGAGGGCUCCGAGGAGCUGGAGAGCAGCCUCCUGACACAGCCUUGGGCUUCUGUCUGCUUUGGCGAGUCUGCUUUUCUUGCCAAAGCGUGCUUCAGGGAUACUGGCUACAUCCUGCUGAUCUCCAACCUCAGCAGUGUCUGGUACGAGAGCGCAGACGCCAAGGCUGUGGGACAAAGGUCUAAGGAGUUGAACAAGCGUCUGACGGUCCAUGUGUCCUCCUUCCUGCACCGCUUGUCCAACCUGAUGUGCCCCUUGCUGGCGGGGCAGCUGGACGCUGCCACGUACUUCUCCUGCCACCUCACUGCUGGCAGCCUCAGCCUGCGCGUGAAGAGCAACCUCUCGGGACUGCCCUUUUACUGGGACUUCCACUGCUGCCCUGCUCCUGUGGAGAUG